AUGUCGGAUAGUGAAGAAUCUUGGCAUUCUUUUUUCGAAACAGAAACAUUGGAGGAUGUUUUCAAGAAAAAGAUAUUGGAAUAUGACCCAAAACUGGGAUUAAAUAUAUCAAAGAAAAUAAGAAUUCGCUCACUAGAAUUGAUUGACACAUUAGUUUUACCAUUAAAUAAAAUUGCUAAAGAUGAAAUUUCAAUGAUUUCAUUCCCAAUGUUGAGAGUUAUUCGUAGAGUAGUGGUGAUAUAUUCAGAUUCAGUUCAUCACUUGGCUGGAUUAAUUAAAACAAUCCAGGAUUCUGAAAAUUUGAUUCUUUUUCAAGUUAGUGAGUUGGAAAUAAUUAGGAAUGGAACUAUAGAAGAUUAUGAAACUGAAAACAAUGGAGGUAGUGAAAAUAUUGUUAAGGAAGUUGUUCAAAAUUUCAAAACUCCAAUAGAAAGACUUAGAUUAAAAAAUAUGGAUCUUUCAAUUAUUGAAUUUUUAAAACUUUUCCAAUUAGAGGAAUUUUCUAAAUUUGAGAGACUUGAUUUAGAGGAUUGUGAAUUUGAAGGUAUUAAAAGAACAAGAAUUUACGAAAACAAGCUAAAAAUCUCAGUAAAUUCUGUGAAGGAGUUUCACUGUAUCAGGACAGAUCCAAUCUUUGCAAGUUUUUGCCCAAAUUUAAAGAAAGUAAUUUAUGAAGCAAACUUUCCAAUGCAAGAUUACGUAUAUAACUCAUUUCAAAAAUAUAAUGAUGCUGAGAAAGGUAUAGGUAUUGAAUUUUUUGAGUUAAGAGUACCUAAGAACGAGAUUUCUGAAAUUCAAUUCUUGGAAAACUUUUUCAUUGGGAAUUUUCCAGAUUUAGAAAAUUUAAAGGAAUUUAGGAUAAUAGGAAACUCUACAAAUAAUAAGAAAUAUAUGGCAAAAGGAAGGUGCGAAAUAUUAAAGCAAUUAAAAGGAAUUAAUGUUGGAUAUAUAAGAAAAAACGUUUUCCCAAUGCUUAAAGUAUUACAGUUAAGAAAUUUGUAUAUAUCUUUGGAUACAUUUGACCAAAUACUUUUCAUGUUUUCAUUAAUAAACAAUACAAGACAUUCCAUUCAAAAUGAUAAUAUAGAAGAUAACAAUUAUAUAAACAAUUAUCAACAAGUUUUUGCAAAUUAUGAUUUAAAGUUUGAAGAUGGAUCUUCUAGAAAUCAUAAUUAUAACAUCAACAAAUAUCAAGGUAUGAGUAUUCAAGAGGAAUCAGAUUUCAUGCUUAGCUCUGACUACGCCAGCUUGGGAUUCUCUCACCCUGAUGAUAUUGGUGGUAAGAACAAAAACGAGUAUGAACCUUUAAGUAUGAGAUUUAAAGAUAAAGGAAUUUACAAUUGUGAUAGUUCAAAUACUUAUGGUAAUCAUAAUGUUAACUAUAAUAAUAAUUCUAAAGAAUGUGAUCAUAUUCAUGAAAAAAGUUACAUAAAUUAUAAAAUACAGAAUCAGACACUUUCUCAGCAUGAACCACAAGUUAUGCAACCAUUUCUUGACAUUAGAAGUUGGAUAAUAAGAGUUUCUAAAUCAAAUGAGGUUCACCAAAAUAAGAUAAAUGGAAUACAAUAUCCAUUCAAUUCAGGAGCACUUAUUCUAGACAAACAGUUGGAAGAAAUGAAAUUCCAAAAUAUAACUGAAAUCCACAGGAACUUAAUUUCAAACACUAUUUUAGAAUACCUGGUGGACCCACUCAAAACAAAUCUCAGCAUAUCUAAUUCAAAAAUUAUCCUUUCUUUGGGUUUUGAUAAUUUGAUAUAUUCGGGAUACAUGCUAGGAGUGUUAUUUGAAUAUCAAAAAACAGUUAAGGAACUCUCAGCAUUGUCAUUUUUAAUACCAAUUGAUUUCUUCUGUCAGCUUGAACUUAAUCAAAUCCAGGUACUCAAAGUUUCAUUAUUUAAAGAUAAAAACUUGGAACCAAGAAAUCUAAUUAAUUUAUGUUCUUGGAUAGAAAAAUAUGGAGGAAACAUCAAAUAUAUACAUAUUAGAGUAACUGGAACAAGUUCUAAAUGGGUACCUAAAGAAACUGAAAUAAUAAGACUUGUGAAUAUCUGGAAAAAAAUGUGUCCAAAAUUACGAAAAGCUAAAGAUCAAGAUCAAGUCAAAUUUGAAUGUUGUUUUGCUGAUAAUAUCUUUUCAAAAAUGAAUAACUUAUCUAUGGACUUUGAAUUUGAUACUGACUCUGAUUAA
This is a messenger RNA of Cryptosporidium ubiquitum, 2187 nucleotides long. RefSeq lists its product as uncharacterized. The transcript is spliced from 4 exons. The record is from RefSeq and is a predicted model, not a curated record. The coding region runs from base 1 to 2187 and encodes 728 amino acids. NCBI's taxonomy places the organism in Eukaryota, Apicomplexa, Conoidasida, Eucoccidiorida, Cryptosporidiidae.